This is a messenger RNA of Prionailurus viverrinus (fishing cat), 5510 nucleotides long. RefSeq names its product nischarin (gene NISCH). Lineage: Eukaryota; Metazoa; Chordata; Mammalia; Carnivora; Felidae. The coding region runs from base 9 to 4898 and encodes 1629 amino acids. The record is from RefSeq and is a predicted model, not a curated record. Gene Ontology annotation, cellular component: cytoplasm. Gene Ontology annotation, molecular function: integrin binding; protein kinase binding; phosphatidylinositol binding. The transcript is spliced from 22 exons.
UUUCUUGAAUGAAUGAAAACAUGAGCCGAAGACAGGACAGAUGCUGCAAAGUAGUGGACCCCAAUCUAGGCUCCUAUACGCAGUUACUCAACUCCUAUCUGAUUAGAGAGGUGGGCAAUAUUAUUCCCACUUUUCAGAUGAGGAAACUGAGGCUCCUGGAGGAACUAGUGACUUGCUCAAGUCUGCGACCGGCGGCAGCGGCUGCAGCAACGGAUCCCGGAAUAUGGCGGCGGCGGCGCGCUGCUUCGGGCCGGAGCGAGAGGCCGAGCCAGUCAAGGAGGCGCGCGUCGUGGGCUCCGAGCUCGUGGACACGUAUACGGUGUGCAGGGGGCGCGAGCGCCAUAACUAGGGGUAGCGACUGGAACCCGAAGUCCGAGUCGAGAGGAUUGGGGGGUAUCUGGGCCCCGCCACCGGUUUACAUCAUCCAGGUCACUGUUGGCAGCCAUGAAUGGACAGUCAAGCACCGCUACAGCGAUUUCUAUGAUCUGCACGAAAAGCUGGUUGCAGAAAGGAAAAUUGAUAAAAACCUACUUCCGCCCAAAAAGAUAAUUGGGAAAAACUCGAGAAGCUUGGUGGAGAAGAGAGAGAAGGAUCUGGAGAUCUACCUGCAGACGCUCCUGGCCACCUUCCCUGGUGUGGCCCCCAGCGUGCUGGCCCACUUCUUACAUUUUCAUUUCUAUGAGAUAAAUGGCAUCACCGCAGCACUGGCUGAAGAGCUCUUUGAAAAAGGAGAACAGCUCCUGGGGGCCGGAGAGGUCUUUGCCAUCGGGCCCCUACAGCUCUAUGCGGUCACCGAGCAGCUACAGCAGGGAAAGCCCACGUGUGCCAGUGGGGACGCCAAGACUGACCUGGGGCACAUCCUGGACUUCACCUGUCGCCUUAAGUACCUUAAGGUUUCUGGCACAGAAGGACCUUUUGGGACUAGCAACAUUCAAGAGCAGCUCCUGCCUUUUGAUCUGUCAAUAUUCAAGUCUCUUCAUCAGGUGGAGAUAAGUCACUGUGGUGCCAGGCACAUACGGGGGCUAGUUGCGUCGAAGCCCACCUUAGCCACAAUGAGCGUCCGCUACUCCGCAACCUCUAUGAAGGAAGUCCUUGUUCCCGAAGCCUCGGAAUUUGAUGAGUGGGAGCCAGAAGGCACGGCCCUGGAAGGCCCUGUGACUGCUGUCAUCCCCACAUGGCAAGCACUGACUACUCUAGACCUGAGCCACAACAGCAUCUCCAACAUCGACGAGUCUGUGAAACUGAUUCCAAAGAUUGAGUUCCUGGACCUGAGUCACAAUGGAGUGCUGGUCGUGGACAACCUGCAGCACCUGUACAACCUCGUGCACCUGGACCUAUCCUACAACAAGCUCUCCUCCUUGGAAGGGGUUCACACCAAACUGGGGAACAUCAAGACCCUGAACCUGGCGGGCAAUCUCCUGGAGAGUCUGAGUGGCCUGCAUAAGCUCUAUUCCCUGGUCAACCUGGAUCUCCGUGACAACAGGAUCGAGCAGAUGGAGGAGGUCAAGAGCAUUGGCAGCCUCCCGUGUCUGGAGCACGUGGCUCUACUGAACAACCCUCUGAGCAUCAUUCCUGACUACCGGACCAAGGUGCUAGCUCAGUUUGGAGAGAGGGCCUCCGAGGUCUGUCUGGACAACACGGCAACCACAGAGAAGGAGCUGGACACCGUGGAAGUGCUAAAAGCAAUUCAGAAAGCCAAGGAGGUCAAGUCAAAGUUGAACAACCCAGAGAAGAAGAUCGGUGAGGAUUCCCGGCUCUCAGCUGCCUCCUGUGUCCGGCCCAGUGGCUCCCCUCCCAGCGUGGCUCCCACCUCUGCCUCCCUGCCCCAGCCCAUCCUCUCCAAUCAAGGAAUCAUGUUCGUGCAAGAGGAGGCCCUGGCCAGCAGCCUCUCAUCCACCGACAGUCUGACUCCUGAAGACCGGCCCAUUGCCCGGGGAUGCUCUGAUUCCUUAGAGUCCAUCCCUGCAGGACAGGCACCUUCUGAUGAUUUACGGGACGUGCCAGGAGCUGUUGGUGGUGUGAGCCUGGAGCAUGCAGAGCCGGAGGUCCAGGUGGUGCCUGGGUCCGGCCAGAUCAUCUUCCUGCCCUUCACCUGUAUUGGCUACACGGCCACCAACCAGGACUUCAUCCAGCGCCUGAGCACACUCAUCCGGCAGGCCAUUGAGCGACAGCUGCCUGCCUGGAUUGAGGCUGCCAACCAGCGGGAGGAGGGCCAGGGCGAGCAGGGCGAGGAUGAGGACGAUGAGGAGGAUGUUGCUGAGAACCGCUACUUUGAAAUGGGGCCCCCGGAUGUGGAGGAAGAGGAAGAAGGUGGCCAGGGGGAGGAAGAGGAGGAGGAGGAGGAGGAGGAGGAGGGCGAGGAGGAGCGCCUGGCUCUGGAGUGGGCCCUGGGUGCAGACGAGGACUUUCUGCUGGAGCACAUCCGCAUCCUCAAGGUGCUCUGGUGCUUCCUGAUCCACGUGCAGGGUAGCAUCCGCCAGUUCGCCGCCUGCCUUGUGCUCACCGAUUUUGGCAUCGCCGUCUUCGAGAUCCCACACCAGGAGUCGCGGGGCAGCAGCCAGCAUAUCCUCUCGUCCCUGCGCUUCGUCUUCUGCUUCCCCCACGGUGAUCUCACAGAGUUCGGCUUCCUCAUGCCGGAGCUCUGCCUGGUGCUCAAGGUGCGGCACAGCGAGAACACGCUGUUCAUCAUCUCGGAUGCCACCAACCUGCACGAGUUCCACGCUGACCUGCGCUCGUGCUUCGCCCCACAGCACAUGGCCAUGCUGUGCAGCCCCGUGCUCUAUGGCAGCCACACCAGCCUGCAGGAGUUCCUCCGCCAGCUGCUCACCUUCUACAAGGUGGCGGGUGGCGGCCAGGAGCACAGCCAGGGCUGCUUCCCCGUCUACCUGGUCUACAGCGACAAGCGCAUGGUACAGACGGCCGCUGGGGACUACUCGGGCAACAUCGAGUGGGCCAGCUGCACGCUCUGCUCAGCUGUGCGGCGCUCCUGCUGCGCACCCUCCGAGGCCGUCAAAUCGGCUGCCAUCCCCUACUGGCUGCUGCUCACGCCCCAGCACCUCAACGUCAUCAAGGCCGACUUCAACCCCAUGCCCAACCGCGGCACCCACAACUGUCGCAACCGCAACAGCUUCAAGCUCAGCCGCGUGCCACUAUCCACGGUGCUGCUGGACCCCACACGCAGCUGCACCCAGCCGCGGGGUGCCUUCGCAGAUGGCCAUGUGCUUGAGCUGCUCGUGGGCUACCGCUUUGUCACUGCCAUCUUUGUGCUGCCCCAUGAGAAGUUCCACUUCCUGCGUAUCUACAACCAGCUGCGGGCCUCGCUGCAGGACCUAAAGACCGUGGUCAUCGCCAAGAGCCCUGCGACCGGGGCCCCGUCCCAGAGGCCCCUCGUGGAUGGCCAGCCUGCCGAGGGCAGGGCCAGCAAUGACCAGCGUUCCCAGGAGGUCCUGGUGGAGGCUCCAGCCCCGGACCCGGUGGAGGCGCCAGCUUUGGCCCUAGCCUCGGUGGAGGUCCCAGCUCCGUCCCCGGCAGAGGCCUCAGACCCUGCGAAGACCCCAGGUCCAGUGGAGGCCUCGCUUCCAGCUGCGGUCCCAGCAGAGGCCUCGGGCUCAGAGGAGUCCCCAGUGGAGACCCCAGCCCCGACCCCAGCUGCCCCGGCCCCAGCAGAGCCUCUGGUACCAGCGGAGGCCCCUGCUCAGUACCCAAGCGAGCAGCUGAUCCGAUCCACUUCCGAGGAGAAUCAGAUUCCGUCCCACCUGCCCGCCUGCCCAUCGCUCCGUCACAUCGCUAGCCUGCAGGGGAGCGCCAUCAUCGAGCUCUUUCACAGCAGCAUUGCCGAGGUUGAAAACGAGGAGCUGAGGCACCUCAUGUGGUGCUCAGUGGUGUUCUACCAGACCCCGGGGCUGGAGGUGACCGCCUGCGUGCUGCUCUCCACCAAGGCUGUGUACUUCGUGCUGCACGAUGGCCUCCGCCGCUACUUCUCAGAGCCACUACAGGAUUUCUGGCAUCAGAAGAACACGGACUACAACAACAGUCCCUUCCACAUCUCCCAGUGCUUUGUUUUAAAGCUUAGCGACUUGCAGGCAGUCAACGUUGGACUUUUCGACCAGUAUUUCCGGCUGACGGGCUCCUCUCCGGUGCAGGUGGUUACAUGCUUGACACGGGACAGCUACCUGACACACUGCUUCCUCCAGCACCUCAUGGCCGUGCUCUCCUCCCUAGAGCGCACACCCUCCCCUGAACCUGUCGAUAAGGACUUCUACUCUGAGUUUGGGAACAAGACCACAGGGAAGAUGGAAAACUACGAGCUGAUCCACUCGAGCCGCGUCAAAUUCACCUACCCCAGUGAAGAGGAGAUUGGGGACCUGACUUUCACUGUGGCCCAGAAGAUGGCUGACCCAGAGAAGGCGCCAGCCCUCAGCAUCCUGCUGUAUGUGCAGGCGUUCCAGGUGGGCACGCCGCCCCCUGGGCGCUGCAGGGGCAUGCUGCGCCCCAAAACGCUCCUGCUCACCAGUGCUGAGAUCUUUCUCCUGGACGAGGACUUUGUCCACUACCCAUUGCCUGAGUUCGCCAAAGAGCCGCCACAGAGAGACCGGUACCGGCUGGACGACGGCCGCCGUGUCCGAGACCUGGACCGCGUGCUCAUGGGCUACCAGACCUACCCACAGGCCCUCACCCUCAUCUUUGACGAUGUUCAGGGCCGUGACCUCAUGGGCAGCGUCACCCCGGACCACUUCGGGGAAGUAGCAGACGGCCCUGCCAGCAGCAGCCAGGGCCGUGAGGUCCAGUGGCAGGUGUUUGUCCCCAGCGCUGAGAGCCGCGAGAAGCUCAUCUCGCUGCUGGCUCGCCAGUGGGAGGCCCUGUGUGGCCGUGAGCUGCCCGUCGAGCUCACUGGCUAGCCCGGACCACAGCUGGCUCCUGCUGCCUGCCAUGCCCACCCUGGCAUCCACUCAGGGCGGGAAGCAGGCUCUCUUUGUCAUUUUUAAAGCGUUUUCUCCUCCCUUUUGGGUACCUUCAUUUGACUGUCCUCAGAGAAUGUGAACAUAGGUGUUCAGUUACUUCUUUCCAGUACUGGGAGUGAAAGCGCCGGCACCCUCCAGGACCUCCAUGUGCCACCAGCCUCCUGUGGUCUGUUGCCUGCCCUGGUGCGGUGUGGCCAGCAUUCUAGUGUCGUGUCUUCUGUCGUGGGACUGUUAUUAACAUGUGGCACCAUGGGUCCGAUUUAUUCUUCUUUGUGUCCUUUCCUGAAAUGUCCAGUCACGUGCUGUCAUUGUGCUGUUUGCUGCUAAUCGUGAAGCUGGUAGCAAAAUACAUGUUGGAAGCUCCCGCCCCGUGCAGUUUUCCAAAGUGGAGGCCUCUGCUGGUCCAGACAAGUGGGAAAGCCCCAUGGGGGCAGGAGUCCCCAGGCCUUGGGCUGAGAGGGAUGGGGACAGGGAACCUAGAGCUACCAGCACCGAGUGUGAUUCCUGUUGCCUGUUUUCUCUACUCCAAUAAAGCAGAGUUUGACACAG